This is a messenger RNA of Conger conger (European conger), 1872 nucleotides long. RefSeq lists its product as uncharacterized. The transcript is spliced from 12 exons. Gene Ontology annotation, molecular function: 2 iron, 2 sulfur cluster binding. The coding region runs from base 135 to 1436 and encodes 433 amino acids. The record is from RefSeq and is a predicted model, not a curated record. NCBI's taxonomy places the organism in Eukaryota, Metazoa, Chordata, Actinopteri, Anguilliformes, Congridae.
UACUGAAAGCGUGUCCGGAACUAGCGCUUCCUAAACGUAAGAAGCAUAUCCAAGCCCGGUGUAUGCUGCUGUGAUAUGACACGUUUACAUUGUCAUUAGAAAUAGAGCAACUAUUUUCUCAAUUUCCCCCAUGAAUGGAUUGCUUCGAAGAGGAUUUAGUCAACGCUCUUCGAGAAAUUGUAAACAGUAGCAACUGGCAGUGUGUCGGAUCAACAUGUAAUUUUAAAUCCCAAUGCACCAAACUUUAUUCGGAAGACGGGGAACACAUUGUUCUUGUGCACACCGAAAACGAUGGAUACUGGGCGAUGGAUUCAUCGUGUCCUCAUGAAGGAGGACCGCUUGAUCUUGGUGAUAUUGAGGACUUGGGCAAUGGAAAACUGGCAUUAAUAUGCCCUUGGCAUCAGUUUGACUUCUGCCUGGAGACUGGUGAAUCCUCCACUGGACUUAUGAACCAAGUCUAUGAGGUCAGAGUGGUCCAGGGAAAGAUUUACAUAAACACACAAAAUGCCCUAUCACUCUGUCCCAUUCCAGAAAAAGACACGUUAUCAUUCGGCAGAGUGUUACUAGAUGAUGCAAAGUCCACAUCUUCUGAGGAUUCGCUCUGCUUCUGGGCAACAAAAAUCCUCCUUACCCCAGACCCCAAUGAGAAGGUCAUUCUGACACAGGAAGCAUUACAACGGUGGAAUUCUGGCAGGAUCACGGACGUGGGCCAGGCAACACCGCCAGCUCAGCCCAGCAGGAAGCACAGCCUGACUGUGCUGGACCCGGGGAAGAUCAAGCGUGGCAAAGGAGGCACAUUGGCCAGCAGGAUUGCCCUGUUGCACUCUUUGGCCAAUAUAGAGCAAUGGGCCAUAGACCUGUCUUGGGACAUAAUCGCCCGGUUCUGUUCAGUGACGCUGAGCUCUGGGGAGCCCCUGCCCCGCCAGUUCUUCAGUGACUUUGUCAAAGUUGCGGGAGAUGAGGCCAAGCAUUAUCACUUGCUGGAGAAACGGAUCACAGAACUUGGCAGCUUUUUUGGUGCUUUACCUGUGCACAAUGGACUCUGGCAGUCUGCAACAGACACAUCCCAUGACCUGCUGGCCAGGCUGGCUAUUGUGCACAUGGUACAUGAAGCCAGUGAUGAGGCGGAGUUGUCUCCCUGCAGGGGUCUGGACGUGCACCCCCAGACGCUGUCACGCUUUGCAGCGCAGAGCGAUGAGAGCUCUGUGCAGGCACUGGAGGUCAUCUACAGAGAUGAGAUCACACACGUGGCAGCAGGGCUCAAAUGGUUCACAUACAUCUGCUCAAAAGAAGCACGGGAUUGUUUGUCAACAUUCCAUGAGCUGGUGAAGCAGCACUUUAAAGGAUAUCUGAAGCCUCCCUUUAAUACAGAGGGAAGGAGAACAGCAGGGAUGACAGAGGAGUGGUAUGUGCCGCUGGUCAAGCCUUCUAGCUGAAUGAAGAUUUAAUACAAGCCAUUAUGCUGCAGUCCAAGGGUGUUCUUCACAAACACAAUCACAAGGCCCAUCUGUACUCGAGCACAUCUCUGGAGUGUUCCUACCACAACUUAGUGUGAAUUAUGACUUCAGUCUUGCAAAACAACUGGAGUAUGUUCUCACUUCCUGGAGUUCAGUGCAGUGGUCAAGACAUUCUCUUUGAGAAUCUGCUUCAUUUAUUUGGAUAUUUGACUCAUCUUUACUGCAUUGUCAUGUAAAUUAGUUUUGAAGCCAACAACAGCUUUCUCAACAUGCUACCAAUCUCAUCAAAUGCAUGAGCACACAGCUGACUGUUAAAUCGCUGAAAACCUCAGUACUUGCUAUUGUGCUGCUGAUGACAUUAUGCUGUAAAACAAAAUAAUUCUAUAAACAAUGUCUUUAAAGGGAUUUGAAACAA